Molecule: messenger RNA, 6389 nt
Organism: Macrobrachium nipponense
Lineage: Eukaryota; Metazoa; Arthropoda; Malacostraca; Decapoda; Palaemonidae
Product: serine/arginine repetitive matrix protein 2-like
Exons: 8
Coding region: 789-4637 (1282 amino acids)
Source: RefSeq, a predicted model, not a curated record
UGACUCAGUCAGUGUACCGUCAGCCGUGGUCGAGAGUGGCCGUGUGCGAUUCGUCGCCCCUCUCCGCUGUUUCCGCGUUCUUCUGCCCGAGCACCGGUAUCUGCAGCCGGUUUAGUAUUCUCGAAAUGCAUCCGGAGUUGACGCAAAGCCCUUGAAAAGAGAGCGAAGAGUCUCAGAAUGCCGAAAAGAAGUGACGCCAUUCCAUUUCUACGAGGUAUCUUUUUGAUAAGUGGAUUGGGGCGCGCGCCUUCUUAUCUCCAAGUGUGGUCUUGUGUGUUUAAGGGGCCGAGGGAGUAAGAGCCAAGUAGUUCGCAAAGUGUUGUUCUGGAGGUUCCUCGAGCGCUUCUGCUCCAAGUAGGACUGAUGAAGACACUCGAAGGCCUUAACUGUUAACCAGAGGACGACAUCGUAACCUGAGAGAAGCGCAGUCUUGUACUAUACUACAUAGCCCCUGGCUUCCCGUGCCAGACAGCAGAGAGAGAGAGAGAUUUUGUGUCAGGUGAGGAAGAACGAGAAGAAGAAGAAGAAGAAUCGGACCUCGCUUGGAAGCAAAAAUACCUUCGAAUCUCCGCUCAUUCGAGGAGGACUCGGGCAGCUCGAGUGGCAAGUGUGGGUAGUGGACUUUGGGGCGUGUGGGCGUGCUGUGACGUCAUCGUUUGGGCUCUGUGGGUGGGGCAGAAGGUGCCAAAUAAGGAUAGGGAGAGGGAAGAGGAGGCUCUGCCGCCACCACAUGCUGCUGCUGCUGCUGCUAUUGCCUGCCUUCGACCCCCUUAAGAUUCAAGUCCAGGAUGCCGAGUAGCGUCAGUAGCAAGGGCUCAGGGAGCCGUCACAACAACAACUAUGGUGUUGUGGCCACACAGUACUACGAAUCGGGCCCACCUGCCUCAAAAAUGCAGCUGACCUCGCUGGAAGACGGCGAUGUUUACGAAACCAUCAAAGAAGAGGAGUGGCUCAAGAGAAAGAAGGUGACGACCACCACGACGAAGAACAUAGAAACCAGGACACAGAGACAGGUCGUCCUCGAAGAUGGCGAAGUCGUAGCUGACUCCGGUCCAAUCGUCACCACGGAUUGCAAGGAAGACACCGUCACCAAUGAGGUCGUGGCGGAUGAGCACCUGACUCCUGAAGGUCAGGAAGGAGGCGCCGACGAGCCCCCCGGGGAGGGAUGGCUGCCCGUCGGGGGCGCUGUGGUGGUCUCCGAGAAGAAGGAGCACAUCACCAACUCGCAUCAAGUGGCAGAGAACAAGAGGGAAAUGGAGGAAGUCGUGCACUGUGGAGACGUCACAAAUCAGGAGGUAGAGGACCACGUUGAAGGUCGCACUGACCUGCGUGCCCUGACAGAGGCCAGGGAAGGAAGAGGCUGGGAAGUGGCCAAGCCCGAACGCCGUUUAGUGCACGAAUCUGCUCGGAAGUGGGGAACUGUCGACACAGAGGACGUACAUGAGACCAGUCGAAUACAAGAUGGCCAUGUAGUGACAGAGACUGAAAGAACAACACAACACGAAGAAUACGAAAACGAAUCGCUCCCGGAUUCAGGAUCGUCCCUUAGUGACGGAUCUGUUCAUGAAAAAGUGAAUGAAACUCAGCAUAACAUAGUACAUACUAAAGACGAAGAUAUAGUAGAGUACUACGCUGUCCCUCGUGGUGGUACUCUAGCUCAAGGAGUUAAACUCGGUGAAGGAAUGCACGUUGUGAGUGAAGACUUUCAUGAGGAUAGGGAGGGAGAGGAGUUAGACUCCCUGAGUGAACGACUUCGCAGAGCUCGACGAUUAGGAGCCCUGAAACCAAAGCCUAGAGAAACACCAGAGCGAACAGAUGCACUAACUCGUAAACCAUUAGAUUAUCACGAAGAAGAAGAGACUCGUAAAUCAGAAACCAAUCGUUGGCUAGAAAAUCACUUUGGAAGUGAGUCUGGUCGGUCAGGAAGCUCUCAUCACGAUCUGGAGGAAGAAAGUGGAGUUCAUACAGUAGGUGGCAAUAUUAUUAAAAUCACAAUGAGUCCUCGACCAGCAACACCAGAAGAUCAGCCAGACGCCGCUCCAUCGGGAAUGCGUCGGUGGAGCAAUGCCCCUCUGGCACCCAACCCAUCAGAUGAACCUAAGGCCCCUCCUCCACCACCCCCACCAAAACCAGCAGGGUCAUGGACACCUUCAGCACCCAUUUCAUCACAUCAGCCAGUUCCACCAGGAGAUGAGAUCACAGAUUCGAUGAUUGCUGCUGCAAGAGCAAGAUUACGAACCACAGGGCGAAUUUUAGAUGAAAGUGACCAAAACACACCACCUAUCAGCCCUCCUGCAACCAAUGGGUCCAGAUACACUAGCCUUUCAGAAAGGGUUCACGGAAUUUCAAAGUCAUCUGGAGGUACUUUCACUUCACCACCAAUGUCUCCAACAGGAGUCAGUAGUUAUCAACGAGAUGAUCCUGUUUUUAAUAGCAAAUUCAGGUCAGGAAGCCCGUGUGGUGUGACAUCAAGGAUCUUCCCUAAAAGUUCUCGCCCUACCUCACAUUCUCCACCUGACAGUCCUCCUCCACCAUUGCCAUCAACGCCACCACCACAGAACAGCAACGUUGGUCGCUCUCAGUCAUUUAAUGUUCAGACAAAAUCUUGGAUGAAUAAUGUGUCUAGAGCACCAUUAUCUCGCCCUCUGGAAUCGAGGAUGAAAGAGUAUAAGAGCGAAGAACAGUUGGAUGUUAUAGGUCACAGAUCUGCAAGACUAUGGCCGCCUCCACGCAGAGAUCCAUCUCCUGAGCCUCUAAAGGAACGUACGCCAUCUCCUCCGCCACGCCAACGUAGCUUUUAUUCUUCUCAUAAUGAAAACACUCAUUACAAUACAGCACCUACAAGAUCAUCAAGGAGUAGGAGGAGUGAAUCAUCUACUCAGACAAUUGCCAGGGAUUCUGCAACUCAGACUGGACCAUCACCUGUCCCACCACCUCGAACUAAGCGAAAAAAUAAGCCCAAAACUUAUUAUUUUGGAGAAGAUUCAUCUUCAACCACAUCAUCUUCCAAUAGAGUGUCAAAACAUCCUCUUAUCUCAACAGCUACUACUACUCAGUCAUAUUCCAGAGUAACCCAGGACAAUAGAACUUCACCUAAAAUUGAGAGAAGAUUUAAGACCACAAAGACUAUCACCCCUGUUAUAAUGGCAGCUCCAUCAAGUAAUAACCAUACAAGCCACAAGUCAAGCUUAAAGAACAAAUCAUGGCAUUAUCGUAGUAUGGAUGAGCUUAGCAGUGGUCCAGAUAAUACUCCUCGGGCUUCAUGGACAAAUACUGUAGACCCACGUCGUCAGCCAAGAAACUACAGUGUUGCCAAAGAACCUGAAACUAAAACUCUCCCAAAGAAACUUGUCAAUGGGACAGCAUCACCUAGCAAAACAUAUAUCUUUGGCAAUGAAAGUACAUCUGGACGACACCGAAUGGCAUCAGGUUCUUCAUCACACAUGAGACGAUCGCAUGGUGGUUCAAUGGUUAACGUUUCUUUAGCCGGCAUGUCUUGUCCUAAGAGCACCAAUUACCAAGAACCCGAAGAACUGCAGACUCCAUCAAAAGGUGUCAAGUCAGUUGUUAGAAGUCACAGUCUUAAUGUCAAACCAGCUGCACUUUCUACUAUGGGAACAACAACAACAGCAACAACCACCAGUGGAACAGGACUGUCUUCCAAUCUUUCUAGCCAGCAGAGAACAUCUUCAGUAUAUAGGUCUUCUCCAUAUCUAAAUCUAAGGAGCCCUAACCUCAUUGCUACAAUUGCUCGUACUAAUUCAACUAGACGAACAGAAGAGGAAUACAAUGGCUACAAACGUGAUGAGUCACCACCACCAGAACGAAAUCAGUCUUCGUACUCUUCGAGAAGUAAUGUUUCUCGAAACAAUAGCACAGUCAUUAGAAGUACAGCUAACAACACGUCAAUGACUAAUGGAGAUAUAGACAACAAAGAUGAUGAAAAACGUAAUAGAUUUAUGAAAGGUCUUCUUACUACAGCACCAGAACUUUUCCACUUUAUCCAUGGUGAGGAGGGUGACAGAGAGUCCAACAACAAUAGUGACAGGUACAGAAAUUCUCCAAACCCUCCGGAGUCUCCCCCUCAACUGAUCAGGCCUCCAGAGUCACCUGUAACCUCUCCAGUUUCACCUCCUUCUAAUGCCCCUAGGAUUUUCACCUUUGGUCGUGGGGAAAAUGGGUCUCUGAAGCGCACACCUUCCCUUUCUCAGGAGAACAACCGUUUUAGUAGCCUGGGGAGACAACGUGAAAGUAUUACUAGCAGCUACAUGGACAACAACAAUCAUCGCGACAGCAUUACAUCCUCAACCAAUCAGCGUAACAGCCUAAGCUCACAAUACCAUCGUAACGCUGCCCUUAGCAACAAUGGAACAAAUUCUCUGAACAGACCAAAAUUCAAUUUGAAAACUUCUGGCAGCUCUCUGCUCUACUCUCCCUCCUUCCGCAGCCAGGUCGAUUCCACUCCUCCAUCUCGCUGGAAUCGUCGAGGCUCUGAUUCCAACGAUUCUUCUUCAUACAGAUGGAAAGAUCAGGAUGAGGAUGUCCCCAUUAGAGGAAAGACUGGCGGCAAUGUGACGCAAAACCUUGCCAGAGAUGGUGCUGUUCUUAUCCCCAUCAAAGACUGGAACAGUCGUUGAUUUAAGAACCAUUAGACUUUUCAUUCGUGUAAAGUUCUAUCAAAUUGUCGACCAGUCAGUUGUACCAAUAGAUUAUUAUAAGAAUUCACGUUUUCUGAUGUUAUAUAUGUAUAGUCAAAGUUUAAAGAAUAUCUUCUCUGUCUCACGUGGUUUGAGCUGAUUUUUAAAACAGUUCUGUACGAUGAAUUCAACGUAUUCUGAUUCCAUGUCGGAUAAAAGCAGUGGGGACACUAUUGGGCUUUGUUACUGAAUUCCCUUAUAAAACUGUACAUGAAUAUACAAUUUACAUACUAUUUAUUGAUGACCAAAAGCCUCUCGCUAUCUCUUCCUAUCAUCUACUUUGUGAGAAAAUGAGACAACCCAUUGUGGCCUCAUUGCUUACUUUGCCCUGACAGAGGCUAGUGCAGUUCUCCUGAUUUCAUGUCCGGUGAGUUCGGGUUGAUUUGCACUCUUCAUGUGUACUAUGUCGUAUGUGAUAAUGCUUUUACUUAGUGGCAAAGUCUUCACGAAUGGACGUUGCAUUACUAAAACCAGUUACAAAGUGUUUGUGCCGUGGAGUGACAUGUGCCAUAUGUAAGUGUUCUCGAAAGAUGCGAUGGUAUCUGCCGCCAUGUAAAUGUCAAAUCUCUAAGAAUGCGCUGAUUAUCAUAGAAGACACCUGUUUCAGUUGGAAUGCAUUUCUGGAGAAAGUGUGUAAGUUAUUAUGAUAGAUUUGGUGCACAACAGUCGGUAGACGAACGGUGUGAACUUCUGGUGGAAAUUAUUGUAACAUGCUUGCUUUGAAUAGCACAAAAUGAUCUGUUGUAACUGCAGUUGUAAUAGGGUAGAUAAGUGGUUUCACUUACACAGUAACGAGUUGUUGAUAGCGUGAAGCAGUGAUGUAAAUAGAGAGUCUCUAGAAUUGGUUUAAUGAUAGGUCCUCUGAUGCUUCGUGGAAUGAAGUAAGCCUAUUUCACCGUCACAAAUUGAUUUACGCUGUACUUGAUUAUAACCAAUUGUCAAUUUUGGUUGUACAUUGUAGGAAUAAUCACAUGGUAUAGCUAUAAGUCGUGUGUAGCUUUAUUAUUAAUAUACUUUGUAAUAUAUUUUGUAAUUAACGUAAUUGUUAAGAAAGAUAGAGUUGCUAUUAUUGAUAAGCCUGCAUUUACCUCUCUGCAGAUUCUUGCAAAAUGCUGAGCAAGGCGAGCGCUGAGGUUUGCACUUUCUAUUCCGUCCAUUUACAGAAGAGAUGAAAUAACCAAGUGGCUUUGAGGAGCAAUUCCACUGUUAUCACAGCCCACAUUCAUGCCAUAUGUGAUGCGUCAUGCGCUUGUAAUGCAUAGUUCAUAACUUAAGUCUUGUGUCCCAAAGGACGUUUGAAAACAGUAGGAUUAAAAGGAGUUUUCAUGACGUGGAUCAGACUGAUUUCAAAUUGUAAUUUAUCUUGUCAGUGACUUUGAGUCGUCCUCAACUUGUUUCUGGAGCUUCCAGGGAAGGUUAGACACAACUCAGCAGUUGAAACGUUGGAAAUAAUCAGAUUUAGAAAAUUAGAAAGUAAAAUCAUGACCUCGGCAACUGAUUUUAGCAUAUUCUCUCGUUGCUUUGAUCUUUCAAAUGCUUUGACAAAGAAGAGUUACCAGACUACUUUUGGUUACUAUUACAGAAUCUAACGGAAUCUAAAUCACAGAAUCCACUUAGCUACUGCAUAUAGGAUCAGUUAUAUCCUCAUUAGAUUUUCUUCAUAUAGCUGGGAUAUAUAUAUAUAUAUAUAUA